Messenger RNA from Struthio camelus australis, 6834 nucleotides. It is a transcript of the gene REXO1, whose product is annotated as RNA exonuclease 1 homolog. NCBI's taxonomy places the organism in Eukaryota, Metazoa, Chordata, Aves, Struthioniformes, Struthionidae. Gene Ontology annotation, molecular function: exonuclease activity; nucleic acid binding. Gene Ontology annotation, cellular component: nucleus. The record is from RefSeq and is a predicted model, not a curated record.
GUACCAAGCAGAUAUUAAAAGCCUCAAGUACAGCAUGAACAAAUAUCUGCAAUAUUUAUUAACCACGGGGAGCUCAGAACGUGGCUAUGAUCCCUAUAAUCCAGAGCUUCCGAGGCCCUCGCUGCAAGUGGAGAACGGUGGCUUGGCUGACGUUACAGACAUGACGCCCGGCAUUCUGGAGCUGGAGUUGGUCAACAAAGCCAUUGAGGCAGUCAAAAAUGAAGUUGAGAGAGAACAGAAAAAGUAUGAGGAGCUGUUAGAAACAACAAAGGAAUUUGGCACUUCGGAAGCCUCUUCGCUUAUUUCCCAAACACCCAUGUCAGCUGCUGUGACAGAAACUGAUGCUUUCAUUUCCUUAGAGUAUAAUCCAGGUAGCUACAAUUUAAAUAAUAGCCCAGACUACAACCCUACUCCUCUAGCUGCUGCUAGCCAAUCAAGUAAAUACACUUUGGAUACUUCCCGAUCUAAAGGUAGCUCAUUGGAAUACGUUCCCAAGGCUGUAGCACAGACUAAAAAAUACAGUUGCACUGUCACUAACAAUAAAUAUGUGAUCGAUGACUCCAAGCCUUCUACAGACCUGGAAUAUGACCCGCUUUCAAAUUACUCAGCCAGACUCUUGAGCAAAGCCACAACAAAGGAGCCAAAGGGGUCUAAAAGGAGUAGGGUGCCUAGUUAUGAAGAAUGUUACUCUCCUUCACCAAAGAAGCUCUGUGAAGAACCCGAUGACUAUGAAGUGUAUGCCAGGUUCUCUUCCUCUGAAGAUGAGGCCGACGCGGAAUAUAAGCCGACUUCUGUUAGUUCACAAUCAAAAGUUGAUUCUGAAAGUGAAUCAAAUGAUGGGUUAUCCAACAAAGAGCAGAGCACCAAACUGGAUGACUUAGCUUCCCAGGCUAUCAAAGAAAUGACAGUGCAAUAUGACAUGGAAGACCGUCCAAGUUCACAGAAAAAUCUUGCUAAAAACGUAUCAGAAAAGAAUGCAAAAGCAGCAAAAAUAUGUUCUGGCAAGAAUGACCAGGAUUUUGAAGAUAAAAACAAAGACUCGAAAGACAAAACAAAAAAGAAGAAAUCAGAUCUUAGUAAAACGCCUAGCCUCUAUGAGGUUGGUAAGAAAGAGAAAAGUAAAAAUACAGAAAAAGAUAAAAUGCUCAAGAAAGAAGAAAAGGUAAAAAAAAACGAGGAGAAAAACUGUAAAGAGAAAAGUAGCAAAGUCAAAACUGAUGGGAAUGUAAAAAAACCUGAAAAGCCAAAGUCGGAAAAAGUGGAUGGGCUUAAGAAAGAAAGAUCCAAGUCCCCUGGCAGCAGUUCAGGGAAAAAUAAGAAUGAGGGUAUCAUCAAAAGCUCUAGCACAGAGAAGCUGGGGAGCAGCAAGAAAGACUCCAAAGUAAAAACAGCUGACUUGAAAAAUGGCAAGGAAACCUCUGGUCGUAAAAACAAAGACAAAGGGACCAAGGCUCCAGCACUGGAACGAAAGAAAGAAAAGAUCAGUUCUAAAGAAAAAGGGGAUCCAAAGAAGGGUCGGAAGCAACGGAGCUUGAGUCAUGUUGACCUGUUUGGAGAUGAGAGCGGGGAUGAUGAUGACAAAGGCCAACCUUUGCCGUCUGCGUUGCUUGAUGUGAGCUCGGACUCAGAUGGUGGUGACUGUUGUUCGGACUCUCAGAGUGAAAAUGAAGAGACAAAGAGUGUGAAGCGCUCUAAAUUGUCAAAGUCAUCUUCCUCUUCUUCAACGUCUGAUGACAUUGAUUAUUCCAUACUUGAGAAAGACUUGGACUUUGAGUCAGAUCCAAUGGAAGAGUGCCUCAGGAUUUUUAAUGAAUCUACAGAUGUGAAAACUGAAGACAAGGGAAGGCUGAGGAAACAGCUGUCCAAAGAGGAAGGAAGUGAAGAAAAGACAGAAGAUACUUUAACUACUCUAUUUCCUGGCCAAAAAAGAAGGAUCUCUCAUCUUGUCAAACAAGGAAAUGCAGAGGUCCCGAGCAAGCCCGUAGUCCGGCCGUACCGUCCCCCCACUGCUCAGGAGGUGUGUUACCAGAGGAUCCAGCUGGCUCAGCAGCAGGCGGCACAGCUGGCUGUGGCCGUUCAAAAGGCCUCUCUUUCUUUGCCAGGAGAAAAGAAGAGGAUUGCUCAUGUGCCAAAUGUAGCCCUUGCCGCAGCAGCCAAACAAAGCCCUGUGGGUGGUAAGAAGAUCGUUCCUGGCAGGAAUGUCGCACCUUCCAAUGACUCUGAAGCACCCGCCCUUUCUCUGAAGGCUUGCACCUUAGCUGGGAUGGCUUCAAAGACCACCAGCACCACCAUGCCGAAGAGGGUAGCACAUGUUCCCUCCUUACAGAGCGCCAGUUUACAGAGGCCGGUUAUUCCCACAGAAUUUGGUGCCAAAGUCCCAACAAACAUCCGUCAAAGGUAUCUCAAUCUCUUCAUUGAUGAGUGCCUGAAAUUCUGCUCCUCCUCCCAGGAAGCAUUUGACAAGGCUCUGUCAGAAGAGAAGGUGGCUUACGAACGUAGCACCAGUCGGAAUAUCUACCUGAAUGUGGCGGUGAACACCUUAAAGAAGCUCAGAAGCUUAGUGCCCAAUUCCCCGUCCAGUACAAACAAGACAAGUAACAAGAAAGUGGUGUCCCAUGAAGCUGUGCUAGGAGGGAAGCUUGCCGCGAAGACAAGCUUUACUCUAAACCGAUCGGGGAGCUUGAGAGCAGAGGACUUAACAGGAGCUGCCUUGUACCGGCGACUGAAGGAAUAUCUCAUGACCGAGGAGCAGCUAAAGGAAAAUGGUUACCCAAUGCCUCACCCAGAGAAGCCAGGCCGCGCUGUCCUCUUCACUGCGGAGGAGAAGAAAACUAUUGACUCCUCCUGCAGGAUUUGUUGUCGCUGUGGCACGGAGUACAUGGUGUCAGCCUCUGGAAACUGCAUUCGUAAAGAGGAGUGUGUCCAUCACUGGGGAAGGCUACGCAAGCAAAGAGUGCCAGGUGGAUGGGAAACUCAUUACAGCUGCUGCUCAGGAGCAGUGGGUUCACCAGGCUGCCAGGUUGCUAAACAACAUGUUCACGAUGGGCGGAAGGAGAGCCUUGAUGGCUUUGUGAAGACUUUUGAGAAGUUGCCUACAACUGAUGGUUAUCCUGGAAUCUACGCAUUAGACUGUGAAAUGUGUUACACUAAGCAAGGACUGGAGCUGACAAGAGUAACUGUGAUCAACUCUGACCUGAAAGUGGUAUAUGACACUUUCGUCAAACCGGACACCAAGGUGGUGGACUAUAACACCAGAUUCUCAGGGGUGACAGAGGAGGACCUGGAGAAUACUAGCAUCACCCUGCGGGAUGUCCAAGCCGUCCUAUUGAACAUGUUCAGCGCAGAUACCAUAUUGAUAGGGCACAGCUUGGAAAGCGACUUAUUUGCACUAAAGCUUAUCCAUGGCACAGUGGUGGAUACUGCGAUCGUCUUUCCUCACCGGCUGGGUUUGCCUUACAAACGGGCUCUCCGGACGCUGAUGGCAGACUACCUCAAGCGCAUCAUCCAGGACAACGUGGAAGGGCACGACUCUAGUGAGGAUGCCAGAGCUUGCAUGGAGCUGAUGGUCUGGAAGAUCAAAGAAGAUGCUAAAGUGAAACGAUGACUUGCGCUUCCUUCUCUCCUGUUCCUCCUCCACCUCUUUGAAGCAGUGCAAUAAAUGCUCAGAGUAACACUGUCCACCUGUACGCGGCAGCAUGCUACCCCAGACUCCCCAUGCACUCACAGGUAUCUAUGGGACUUAAGGACUGCUGCUGGCGCAGCUGAAUGGCACCAGCUCACUGCUUGCAGGUCCCUGUGUCCAGGUAGUGGCUCUCAGCUCCUUUUGACUGCAUCCGAGGGAUACUCUGUGGUACAGCAGUUGCCUUGUAGGCAUGGCAAGGCAGUUUUGAAUAGUGCAACCGGAGAGAAACUUCUUGGUUCCUAGGAGGAGCUUUUAGAGGUAGGUUGGAUACAUACGGAAGGAUCUUUCUGGUUCAGUUAAAGGCAGAACUCUUCCCCCCCCCCAAAUGUAACUUAAACUGCCUUUGUACUCCAAAGCAGGUAGCUUCCCAUAGUGUUUGAAGAAGGGGGGAAACAAGAAAGCAGGGCGAGCAGGAAGCUGUGAAGUGAAUGGGUUACAUAGCUGGUGUAUGAACGGCAAGCAAGGGGUGGUGAGAGUCAAGGAUCAAGCCAUCUGGAAAGAGGUCCUAGUAUGGACCCAUUGCGGAGGAAAAGGCAGUGCUGGGAGAGAGAGGCUGUCUUGAGAGGGUGUGGAGGGAGCAGCAGGCCUAAGAAUGAGCUGGGCUCAGGAGAGAUACCAGUUGCUAUGACCCAGAUGAUCUCUCUGGCGAGUGCUGGCAUCCCAGUUCUGCAGUAGCUGGAAAAGGGAGAAGCCACAAGUGUCAGACCAUACCCAGACCUCAGGGAGCUCCUGGCCAGUGCAUGUAGGUAGUGACGCAGGGAGCAGCGGGGCUGUGACAAAUCAAGCUCCCAGAGCCAAGAGAAGAUUUGCAGCCUUCCAUGGCAGGAGCCGUGUUGGGGUGGAGAGUGGUAAAACCAGACAUCGUAAGCGCUGAGGAAGGCAAUUCCUCUUUGCAGGUUAGGACAAGCUGUCCCUCCCCUUCCUGCCAAGCUUCUGAUGUGUCUCCAGCAAGCUCAUAUGUAGGGAUCAAGGAUUGGGAGUGACCUGGGUGCUGCUAAGGUGGCACCGAAGGGUGCCCCAACAGUACUUGCAAGCAUGCAGGUCUCCCCACCAGUUCAUCCCUGAUAGCAGGGACUUGAUGCAGAGAAGAUCAAAAGCAAUAGGUGGAAAUGUUCCUUUAAACUAGUUUACAUGUUGGUUGUUUAAAGAAGAAAAGCAGAAGAGCCAGUUGUUGUCUCUGUCUGGCCUCCUGGACAAAAGCAACUGUUGAUGGUUUGUCUCUGUCUCACUUGCAGCGACUCAGGCAGUGACACAGGUAGACUGCAAAGGCAGUCUACUGCCUGAGAGACUGAUGGUCCCUCUCUGCCUGCAGGGUCUCUGGCAAGGCCCCAUUGCUUUGGGGAGAACAAGAGAGCUGAGAGAAGUGGUCCCUAAUUUAGACAUUCUCUUUUAGCUGAGGUCCAGGUAGCAUCUCAGCACAGUUCAGUUACAGCUGGUUGUUAGAGCAGAAAUUGCCUCACCCCCUUACCCUUCCAGGCAUGGACUGGAAUUGCUUCCCUAGCAGGAAGCAGUAGCAGGCGUGUAGCAGGCCCCACAUCCCUAGCAUGGACAGCCUGAGUUGCUCUCAUGGGAGUGGAGCCUGGGGAACUGCUGGGUUUUGUUUCCUAUCAGAACCAGGCCAGGCUCUCAACGGGGCCUUCAUACCCCUGUGGCCGCUGGCGGCAGUGGUGAGUUCGGCUGCGGGACAUGCUGCGUGACCCCCAGCACGUCUCUUGGAGCUGUCCCUCCUCUGUGCCCCUGCUGGUGGGGAGGAGUGCUGACGUGCGUGCUAUGUGUAAUGGGCUGGGCAUCUUUCUCCAGCCAGUUGGCCUGGGCAUCUCAGUGCCUGGCCCCAGGUCUGCUAUGCUGGCAGGUCUGUGCUCACGCAGCCUCAGGUGGCUCUGCCAGGCUCCCUCCUCAAGGCACCAGGAAGGGUGGGGGGGGCGGUCUGCAAAAGCUCUUGUUCCUGCAGAGCCUUCUGUGCUUUCUCUGGUGGGCAAUGACUGGGUGCCAGCCUGUUCUUUUUCCCAAAGUUAGGGCCAUGCUGUUUCCCCAGCGGUCUGUAGGCCAUGUUGCAUCAAGCUCUCCCUGCAGCCUGCCUUUGCCAAGCAUUGCAACCUCCUCCUUCCCUGCUUUGGGGCUUCCACGUGAAGGAGCGCUGGACACCUUGUCUUGUCCCUCUCUCCCAUCACCUGCUGUUGCAGGGAGUCAUGCUGUUCUCAUGCUUCUGCUCAGGCCAUGGGGGAGAGGUGGAAAGUGCUUCUUAACCAGGAAGGUUUGUUCCUGCUUCUGCCUCUUCCCCUCAGCAGCCCCCAUUUAUCUUCUCCCCUGGGUGCAGCAAUGGAGUGUAGCAGCCCACCACGCGCUGGGUCCCCAUCCCCUCUGCAGGUAGUGAUGCUGCUAGAGACAGCAGCCCUAGGAAGGAGACUCGAGUGUAUGGCUCUCCUGUCUCUGCAGUGAAAUGUAGCUGUAGCUGUGUUAGAUUUUGAAGCCAGCUCUUGCCUCAAGGAUCCCCGAUGUUUGUUGCAAAGUCCCAGCUCCCCCAAAAACCAGCACCUGUGUUUCUAUGCAGAUGCAGCCCAUGUCCAUCUGGUGUGUUGGCAUCCUGCUGGGGAGGUGGUUUCCUGGCUUUCCCCCACUGGCUGGGCUGAGGGGGCUGGGCUCGGGGAAAGGUAGAGCAUGGGCACAGGGCACUUUCCUCUGGAUUUAAAGCCUGAGGUUGGCUAGGCAAGAGGGGAUCUUGGUCAUUUCCCCUUCCUUUCUCUGCUGCUCCCACGCAGUUCAGCUCUAAAACGAGGCUGCAGCGGGGUGUGAGGGCAGCAGGAUUGCCUCUUUCUUUCAUGGGACGUUAGUGGGAAAGGAGACUGCUUGCUCCCCGCUCGGUGCGUCUGAGGUACCGUUUCCUUGCUGGUCUGAUCCCACGGCACGUCAUCGGGUAUGUGGCAGAGGUGCACGACCCGCAUGCUGCUGUUGGCCUCCCCCGUAGUGUGACAGGUGUAGGCGCUGCUCCCAUGUAACUGGGGCUGGGGCAUCCUCGGCAACGUGGUCCCUGAUCCCUGUCCCGGGCGCCGGAACACUGUAAAAACAGAGGUUUCAGGUCGGCAAGAGGUUUUUUGGGUUGUGUAUAAAUAUUGUAACCUGUAACUUUUUGUAAUUGUUUUUAAUAAAAGGGU